Bactrocera neohumeralis is the source of this 1368-nucleotide messenger RNA. RefSeq lists its product as uncharacterized. The coding region runs from base 1 to 1368 and encodes 455 amino acids. Lineage: Eukaryota; Metazoa; Arthropoda; Insecta; Diptera; Tephritidae. The record is from RefSeq and is a predicted model, not a curated record. The transcript is spliced from 4 exons.
AUGAGCAACGACGCCUUCCAGGAGCGACACAAUCAAUUCAUUGAUUCGAUAUUCUCGCGCAUCAAUCGCAUUGUGGCCGACAACUACGAUCCGUUUGUUGUGCGCUUGCACGCCCGAGCAGCGACCAAGAAAACCGGCGCCGGCAGUGGCAGCUCAGCAGGAUACGCAGCGUCGGUGACGAAGGGGAAGCCGGCAAAAUCAUCCAUGACAACCAGGCAUAAACUGAAAAACACCAAAUCAGAACCACGCGCCCUGGAUGAAGAGCCACGCCGCAUGGAAGUGAGCGAUGCUAAGGCACAAAGCAAAUUACAGGAGCAACUGCAGCAGUUACAAUUACAGCAAGAGCAAAGCAUCAAAGCAGUCGCGGACGAGAAAAAAGUGGAUGGGGGUGAUGCUAAAUUAGCGGGAAAUGUCGGCGACGCUGCCAACGCGGCCGCUACAUUGCCGGAAAUGCGCACCGUAUUAAACGGGGAGGCCAACAAGGCCAGCGCCAACGGCGCCGGCACAAAGAAAACUUCAAACAAAGCACAUAAGACACACACGAAAAAAAGUCAGGGCAAUGCCAACAGCCACAACAACAGCAACGCUGGCACGAAACUAAAGCAGAAUACUAAAAAUAAUGGUAAUAGUAACAACAAAAACAACAACAAUGCGCAUGGUGCCGUUGGUAGUGGCAAAGAAGUUGAAAAGCUGCAAAAAGCCGAAGGCAGCCUCUCCGGCUUGGCUUCGUUGAAGCGUGUGGGCAAUGUGAAAGUGGUCGCCGAUCCGGAAGGCUCCAACUCAACCAUAAAGGCCAAAUUCACUUUGGGUCCACUGACUUUGCGCGUAGAAAAGUCAUUCAAACGCGGCAGUGUGCACAGUGUGAAGAGCGCUACAGCGCGCACCAACGAGAUGAUUGGCCGCAUCAAAUUCGGCGUCGUCAAUGAUCGCGCCACACUCAUGUCCAUCAAGGUGCAGCAGCCAAAGCAGGUUGGUUGGGUGGAGGUGGAGAGCAAGGACAAUCACGACCGCACACGCGAAUUCGUUUGGCGGCGCACACCGAAAAUCGCCAAAUUAGUUAACGAAAAGCUGAAAUUGGCCGCCGAGUCGCUAUUCACAACCCAAGGCGUCGAAGUACCAGCACCGCUUUUUGCGCUCUCGGCAAGCGAAUUGUGCCGUCUCUUCGCCAAUUUCUUUGUCGUGUUGCAUGGAGCUGCUGACGCGCUGCUCGGCGCUAAAAUUGUCGCUGCUGGAUGUCAAAGCGCCAAGUACAAGGCUCACAGCCAACAGUGGCGGACGCACAUACACCAACAGGCUGGUGGCGAAUCGGAAAAACAGCGCGUCGCAAUCAGUAUCAGUGCAACAGCGCCUGAGAACGCAAGCAAGUGA